ACAUAUCACCUCGCAUAAAAAGACCCCAAAAUGUUGACCUUGCCCAACAUCGCCGAUCUGCGCAUGCAUCAGCAGAUCGCCCAGGAGAUAUACCGCCAGCAGAUUAUGCAACGAUUACCCGAUCCCCUCUGCGGCCUAAUGCCCAAUUUCGCCGGACACUUUGUGCCCCCGCCGCCACCACCGCAACCCACAUUGCCCGGGGAUGUGGAGGCCAAGCUGGAGAACAAUGAACUGUGGCAGCAGUUCCAUCAAAUUGGAACCGAGAUGAUCAUCACCAAGUGCGGCAGACGCAUGUUUCCCUCGAUGCGGGUCUCCCUCAGCGGCCUGGAGGAGGAGGCCAGCUACUGCGUGCUCCUCGAGAUGGUGCCCAUCGGCGACUGCCGGUAUAAGUUUUCCGGAUCCCAGUGGGUUCCGGCCGGAGGAGCCGAGCCCCAGAGCCCGCAGCGCAUGUAUCUGCAUCCGGAGAGUCCGGCCACGGGAAAACACUGGCAGUCCCAAGCCCUGCUCUUCAGCAAGGUGAAACUGACGAACAACACCCUGGAUAACAAUGGACAUAUCGUCCUGGCCAGCAUGCACAAGUAUCAGCCGCGUCUGCAUGUCAUACGCACCUCUGAUCUCGGCCAGAUUCCCUGGGCUCCCCAGCAGGCCUUUGUGUUCCCGGAGACGGAGUUUAUAGCCGUAACGGCUUAUCAGAAUGACCGCAUAACCAAGCUGAAGAUCGACAACAAUCCCUUUGCCAAGGGAUUCCGUGAGUCGGGUCAGUCGAGAUGCAAGCGGAAGAUCAAUGACUCGCCACCGCCAUCGCAGGCGGAGGUAACCCAGGUGGAUCCCAACCCGAUUCCAUCGCCGUUAGCCAAACGGUUGCGGCUGGUGGAGGAAAUUCCUCAGCAUCAUCAGCAUCAUCAUCAGCGGAAUCAACAUGCCAGCGUUCCAAUGCAGCGUCACUAUCUGCUGGACACUCUGGAGGCCAAUUUCUAUGUGCCAGCGCCACCGCCGCCGGCCAUUGAGUAUGCCAGGCACAUCGGCGGAUAUCCAAGUUGGGCCUACACCCCGCCAUCGCCGGCCUCCUCCGUUUCCUCCUCGUCGGCGGGCUCCUCCAGCGGUGAAUCGACGGUUGAUCGAGAAACUGAUGCCGACACCUUUGUGGAUGUGGUUGGAACCGCGCCAUCUGCUCCUCCUCCAGCUGCCUCUCCCAGCGAUCCAAUGCCCAAGCCGAAACGCAGCAGCUUCAGCAUCUCGGACAUAUUAGGAACCAGCUCGUCCAUUUAAACCAGGUCCAUUUGCUCCCAUUUGGCCUGAAAUCGGUGCCUUGUACAUUUAAUUAGCGUUUAGUUGUCUAAGUUGAAUUGUGAUAUUUUGCAGUUAAUUAGGAUUUCCAGGUAUUUGCCAUCAGUAUUUAUCGUAUUUAUUAUGCAAUUUUAAUUGUUCACAUGAUUUCGUAAUGGAUUUAUUGUCUUUGGCAUUUUAAUGCGGCAUAAAUAAAAU
This is a messenger RNA of Drosophila takahashii, 1485 nucleotides long. It is a transcript of the gene Doc3, whose product is annotated as Dorsocross3. The record is from RefSeq and is a predicted model, not a curated record. Gene Ontology annotation, cellular component: nucleus. Lineage: Eukaryota; Metazoa; Arthropoda; Insecta; Diptera; Drosophilidae. Gene Ontology annotation, molecular function: DNA-binding transcription factor activity, RNA polymerase II-specific; RNA polymerase II cis-regulatory region sequence-specific DNA binding. Gene Ontology annotation, biological process: cell fate specification; heart development; positive regulation of DNA-templated transcription.